UGGGAGGAGAGAGGGGAGGGGUCCCAGCCUGAGGCUGGAGAUAUUUCCUCUGGUUUGCAGCCAUUCAGCAGAUGUCUUCUGAGGCUGACUCAUGCCCAGCAUUGCUGGGGACACAGAGAUGGGGCAGACCCAGGCCCUGCCUUCAAGGAGCCCAUAGUCAAUGGGUGGGGAGGGGGGUCACUGCCCAGAGUGGUCAGGGUGUGAUGGAGAGCAGUGCAGAGGCCGGGGAGCCCAUACGAGAGAGACACUGACCGCCUGGGGAGUCAGCGAGGACUUCACAGAGGAGGUGACAUGAGCUUGGCUUUAAAAAGGAGCAGGAGUUUUGCCAGUAGAGAAAGAAAGGGUCAGGCUGGGCGCGGUGGCUCACACCUGUAAUCCCAGCACUUUGGGAGGCUGAGGCAGGCAGAUCACCUGAGGUCAGGAGUUCAAGACCAGCCUAACCAACAAGGUGAAACCCCAUCUCUACCAAAAAUAUAAAAAUUAGCCAGGUGUGGUAGCACACGCUUGUAAUCCCAGCUACUUGGGAGGCUGAGGUGGGAGGAUCGCUUGAACCUUGGAGGCGGAGGUUGCAGUGAGCCAAGAUCACGCCAUUGCACGCCAGCCUGGGUGACAGCGAGACUCUCUCUCGAAAAAAAAAAAAAUGAACGGGUCAACCAGGUGGGCGAGGAGCAGAGGCCAAGGCUUUGGGGAGGGAGAUCAGGGUCUUGGGGCCACUAUCAUCCACUCAUCCACACGUCCUCUGCUGCGGACCCCAAGAUCAUACCUGCCCUUGAGGAGUUCCCAGUCAGGCCCCGAGCAUUCCUCUGAUUCAGAAUACACUCUCUCAGAGCCGGACUCCGAAGAGGAAGAAGAUGAGGAGGAGGAGGAAGAGGAGACCACUGACGAUCCCGAAUAUGAUCCUGGCUACAAGGUGAAGCAGCGCCUUGGCGGGGGCCGUGGUGGCCCAUCCCGCCGGGCCCCCCGUGCAGCCCAGCCCCCGGGCCCCCCGGCCCAGCCUUGCCAGCUCUGUGGCCGCUCACCCCUUGGGGAGGCCCCACCGGGAACCCCACCCUGCCGGCUCUGCUGCCCUGCUACAGCCCCCCAGGAAGCACCAGCCCCUGAAGGCAGGGCCCUCGGGGAGGAAGAGGAGGAACCACCUCGGGCUGGGGAGGGCCGACCAGCUGGGCGGGAGGAGGAGGAGGAAGAGGAGGAGGAGGGAACCUACCACUGUACGGAAUGUGAGGAUUCCUUCGACAACCUGGGGGAGCUGCACGGGCACUUCAUGCUGCAUGCCCGGGGUGAGGUGUAGGCAGAGCCCCCAUACGGGGAGCUUGGCUGAAGGGGUGGGGUGGGAGGAGGGGGCUGAGGAAAUUGGGGUUGUGACAGUGGUCAUGGGGGAUGGGGUACUGCCGGUCUGUGUUGUCUUAGAAGUAGAUGUGUGAUGGCCAGAAUAAAAGCCAAAAUCUGUA
Molecule: messenger RNA, 1448 nt
Organism: Pan troglodytes (chimpanzee)
Lineage: Eukaryota; Metazoa; Chordata; Mammalia; Primates; Hominidae
Gene: ZNF428
Product: zinc finger protein 428
Exons: 2
Coding region: 641-1288 (215 amino acids)
Source: RefSeq, a predicted model, not a curated record